AUUUUUAUGACCUAAUUUCAUUAAAUGUCGUGUUGACCGCGUAAGGUAUUCGUUAGGUUGCCAGUGUGUGUGAGGACUACUUAAACAACACAACAAUUUCAAUGACGUGAAUCACGGAAGUGGACCUAGACUCUAGAUCUAGUCGAAAUAAUACAUUUCACUAUAGAGAAACAAAAGAUUAUUUUGCUAUGGGAGGCUGCACAUCCAAAGAUGAUUCAGAAGAAGAAAUCUCCAGAAAGAUUGCAGUGGUUGGAGACAGUGGAGUAGGGAAGACUUGCCUUAUUCAAAGGUUCAUGACAAAUGAUUUUGAUGAAGACACACCCCAAGAGUAUAUAGCAUCUGCUCUUAAAGUUGAAGAAAAAGAAAUAGAACUUAAAGGAAAGAAAAAGGUUCGUCUUUUUAUUUACGAUACUGGUGGACAAGACACUUUCAAGCAUUUAAGAAAAAUAAACUACUUGAAAUCAGAUGCAGCCAUUGUUUGCUUCAGUGUUGACAACCAUAAGAGCUUUGAAAAUGUCAAGAAUUACUGGGUGGCUGAAAUGCAGAAAGCUUGCCCAGGGAUCCCAUUGCUGCUCGUGGGAAACAAAAAAGACAUUCGCAAUGAAGCCAGGUCCAUUGAGAACUUUGUGAGAGAAGGUGAAGGUCAGAACAUGGCCAAAAAGAACAAGAUGUUCUCUUACCUGGAGUGUUCAGCCAAGGAGGGGGAAGGGGUGAAAGAGGUGUUUGUGGCCAUUGCACAGGAGGCAGCCAAAAGAAAGAAAACAAGAAAAGUUGCGGACUCUGAGUCUUAAGUACAUAUUUGUAAUUUUUUUUUACUGUACAUAUCUGUUGCUGUUUGACAUUCCUUAAUAUAGCAAAAAAAAUAUUUACAACAAAGCAAUUCUUUUGAAACAUGUAAAAAUGAUAUGUAUCUAUUUUCUAAUUUAAAAUAUUUUUUAAAAAUAACUUUUAAUUUUUUUUUAAACUUAACUCAAAAUUUAUUUUAUAUUUUUCUGAAUAAAACCUUGGGAUUUACUGUCUUAAAUUAAAUGUACAUAAUUUAACAUAGAAAACUUCCACAAAUAUGCUGUGGUUUUAAAGCUGAACUGAAAAAUUGUUGGAUGUCAAAAAAAAAAUGUAUCUUCUCUUUGGUUUGGAUUUUGCAAUGUAUAAUAAAUAUAAUUAUAUCUAAAAUCUUUGAUACAUUUUACAACUCACAAUACACCUUAAAACAUUGAUUUACAAAAUAUAUAGUUUUUGUUGCACCAUUGUAAUUCCAAAUUUAUAUACAUUGUUUAAUUGCUUCCAUUUAAUUUUUCUUUUCAUGUGAAAUCAUUUUUUAAUACUACUAAUAGAAAGUUUUAUAAAAUUUGUCCAAUUUUUUUCAUUUUCUUUUUUGAAAAUUCAAUUAGUUGUUUCUUCUUAUAUAUCUAGUUACACAUUCUCUACAAGUGGUUGAAAUGGAUUAUACGUAAACCAGAAUGUUGUCACUAAUCUAACAUUGUUUUAGUUAUUGCACAUUUUUGCUUAGGAAUUUUAGAGGAAGAAAAAGAGUUUUUAAAAUGUUUUUUUCUUCUUAGAAUUUUUUAUAAACAUAGUAUUGUUGUAAUUACUUGUUUUUACUAAUGGAAUAGAAAAAAAAUGGUAUGUUUUCCUUCUCUGUUUAGUAUUCUUAUCUUUCACUAAAUUUUACUCUUGAUGUUUGCAUAAAUUAAUUGACUCUAUUCUGAAUCUAUAUAUGGAUGUUUUUAUAACAUUAUUACAUUUUACUUGCCUUGAUGAACUGUGAACUCUCCCCUUUAUUCUAUUUUUUUCAUUGCAGGGUGUGUAUAUUUUUGUGUACAUGUUUGUGUAAAACAUGUAAUUUUAUACUAUGAUAUUAUUCAGCCCACCUCUUGACCUUUGAACUGAAUGAGAGUUCUAGCCUAGAACAGCUGUAUGUUCACAAUGUGGAAUGAAUGAUAUUCUUAAAACAGCCUUCUGAUCUUGUUGUGAACCAAAUCCUGUUUCAUUUUGUAACAGGCAUGAAGGCGUCUGCAUGUAUUUCAAAGCGCCAUCUAUACUGAAAAGAUAUCACUUUUGGUAUGAGGGGUGAGGAUAUGAGCAAUCUAGUAUUCAACAACACUAGUCAAUUAUAAACUGUUCAGUUUCUAUAACAGGGCCUCCUCCGAGUCCUGGAAAUUUAUAUACACUUUGGUGAAGGAUCUAUCUCUUAUGUUUUAUUGUCCAUCAAUUAACACUUUAAUUGCUACUUUAGAGUGGCUUUGUUGUUGUUGUUUUGUGUAAAAUAAAUAAGCUGACUAAGCAAAUUCUUUUGCUGCAAUUGUAAAAAAAAUAUUCCUGUAAACUAUAAUUGUAUAAAUUGUAAUUCUCAAAAUGCUUUUCCUGGUGUCAUAUUGAACUCAUAAAUUUCUUUAUUAAUUACAAAUGUUAUAAAAUACUAAAACUUGAUGAUGUUUGUUAAAAUUUAAACAUGGUUAUUGUUAAGGUAAAUUGCUACGGUUUUGAACCUACACCAUACAACUGCUGUUUUUUUUGUGUCUUAUCUUCUGGUUGUACUUGAUUGUCUUUCACUUCUGUGUGUAAAGUAGAAUGCAUAAUACAUUUGAGAACUCCCCUGCUCUUUGUAAAAAAAUAUUUUUAUAUAUUAUUUUCUAUGUCAACAAAAGAAGACAUCCAAUGUCACUUUCACAAGUGUUUGAGUUUUAACUUCCUUUCACCGUUCCUUAAGGAGUUUUUUCU
Physella acuta is the source of this 2721-nucleotide messenger RNA. RefSeq names its product ras-like GTP-binding protein Rho1. The record is from RefSeq and is a predicted model, not a curated record. Lineage: Eukaryota; Metazoa; Mollusca; Gastropoda; Physidae. Gene Ontology annotation, molecular function: GTPase activity; GTP binding. Gene Ontology annotation, biological process: small GTPase-mediated signal transduction.